AUGAAUAGUUAUACAUAUUUAUCUCAAAAUAAUGUUAAAAAAAAUAAAAAUGAUGUUAUCAAUUUUAUAUUAACAAUAAUAAAAGCAUUAGAUAUUGGUGAUUAUCAUUCAAAAAUUGCUGUAUCCCGUUUCACUCCAACACUUUUUAAUGAUAUACAUCUAAAUUCUGUACAAACAUCUCAAAAUAUUAUAAAUUUUUUUGAAACAUUAAAAAUAUUAGAAGAUGAUAAUAGUAAUGAGACAUCAUUAUUAUUAUUUCCACCUUUAUUACCAUCAGUUAAUGAAAUUGUAAAAGAAACUUUUUCAACAUCAGUAAAUUUAUAUCGUCAAUCACCUGCCUAUAAUGUAAUAUUAUUAAUUUUUUAUGUAACAGAUCAAUUAGUUGAAUCAAAAAUAAAUGAAAAUUUAUUUCAUCCUAAUGGACCAAUUUUUGUCUUUCAAAUAACUAUUGGUAAAAUGAAUAAUCAAAUUAAGGUAUCACAAUAUACAUUUUCAUCAUUAACUAUACAUUAUCGUGCCAAUGAAACAAAAAAUUUGGUUGAAUUAGAAAAUUAUUUAUUAAAUGGUAUUAAUAAUUUUACACAAAUAUCUCAUUUCUAUGAUCUAAGGUGGUGGUCUUAUCUUCAUUGGAAUAUUAAACAAUGUCAGAGAUUUAAUUUAAAAGAAACUAUUGCAUUCAAUGAAAUUUGUGAUAAUUAUUAUUCAACAACUUUACAAUUGGGAUUAUCAACAAAAGCUACAAUAACAAUUCUAGGCUGUGUUGGUGGAUUAUUGUUGAUACUCUUAUCAAUUAUUAUUAUAAAUAAUAGUAAUGUAAAGCAAAUUCAAAAGGAAUAUCAUAGAAAAAUGUCUAAGGUAUACAAUGUGGUACCACCAAGCAAAAGUGAUUUAAAUAAUACUAUAUCAUAUAUAAAUGAAAAUUUUAAUAAUAAGUUAAAUGAACAUAAUAAUAUAAAUAGUAAUAUUGUUGAUGAAAACAAACUUUUAAAAAAUGAAUCAAGUAAUAGUAUUAUAUUAAAAGAUGAAACAAAAUACAUUGAUAAAAAAGAUAAGAUAGAAAAAGAAUUUGAUUUUAACAAAACAUUUGAUAUUUUAUUCCUUGUUGACGAUAGUAAUAGUAUAUCAAAUAUUAUUUUUGAUGAGUAUAAAUUAUUUAUUAAUAAAUUUCUUGACUUUCUUGAAAAUUCAACAUCUCAAAUUCCACAAUCAUCAAGAAUUGGUGUUAUUACAUUUAAUCGUAAACCUCAUCUUAAUAUACCAUUUGAAAGAUAUAACUCAUUUAAAAAAUUAAAAAUUGGCAUUAAUAAAUUAAAUAGAAAUGGUGGAGUUACAAAUCUUGGGAAAGCACUAAAUUUUGCUAAUGGUUAUUUGUUAGGACAAAAAUCUAUAGAAAUAUUAGAUAAUAGUCAUAGUGAUGAUAAAAAUAUAUUACAUGAAAGAUUACAAUUUUUAAUAUUACUUAGUGAUGGUCAUACAAAGGAUACAAUAGAUUGGGAAUAUCAGUCAUUGUUAAGAGAGUAUUCAAUUUUCAUGGUUGCAAUUAUUUCGAAAUCAUACUUAGAUGAUAUGUUUAUUGGACUUGUUAAAGUUGGUGGAAAAUUAAUGUCACUUAAAGAUAGUGACGAUUUGACAAAAUAUAUUUAUAAAAAAUUUACACUUUUUAAUGAAAAAUAA
Molecule: messenger RNA, 1674 nt
Organism: Strongyloides ratti
Lineage: Eukaryota; Metazoa; Nematoda; Chromadorea; Rhabditida; Strongyloididae
Product: von Willebrand factor, type A domain-containing protein
Exons: 5
Coding region: 1-1674 (557 amino acids)
Source: RefSeq, a predicted model, not a curated record